AUGUGUCCAGGCGUGUCUGUGUUCGUAGGUGUCUGUGUUCGUGGGUGUCUGUGUCCGUGUGUGUCUGUGUCCGUGUGUGCCUGUGUCCGUGGGUGUCUGUGUUCGUGGGUGUAUAUGUGUCCGAGCGUGUAUGUGUUCGUGGGUGUCUGUGUCCGUGGGUGUCUGUGUCCGUGGGUGUCUGUGUCUGUGUGUGCCUGUGUCCGUGUGGGUGCCUGUGUCCGUGGAUGUAUAUGUGUCCGAGCGUGUCUGUGUUCGUGGGUGUCUGUGUCCGUGUGUGCCUGUGUCCGUGGGUGUCUAUGUGUUCGUGGGUGUUUGUGUUCGUGUGUGCCUGUGUCCUUAGGUGUCUGUGUCCGUGUGUGCCUCUGUCCGUGGGUGUCUGUGUCCGUGUGUGCCUCUGUCCGUGGGUGUCUGUGUCCGUGUGUGCCUGUGUCCGUGGGUGUCUGUGCCCGUGUGUGCCUGUGUUCGUGGAUGUCUGUGUCCGUGUGUGCCUGUGUCCUUAGGUGUCUGUGUCCGUGUGUGCCUGUGUCCUUAGGUGUCUGUGUCCGUGUGUGCCUCUGUCCGUGGGUGUCUGUGUCCGUGGGUGUAUAUGUGUCCGAGAGUGUCUGUGUUCGUGGGUGUUUGUGUCCGUGGGUGUCUGUGUUCGUGGGUGUCUGUGUCCGUGGGUGUAAAUGUGUCCGAGCGUGUCAGUGUCUGUGUAUCUGUGUGUCUGUGGGUGACUCCCCGUAG
This is a messenger RNA of Scylla paramamosain (green mud crab), 726 nucleotides long. RefSeq lists its product as uncharacterized. The transcript has a single exon. The record is from RefSeq and is a predicted model, not a curated record. Bases 1 to 726 code for a protein of 241 amino acids. NCBI's taxonomy places the organism in Eukaryota, Metazoa, Arthropoda, Malacostraca, Decapoda, Portunidae.